AUGGAUGAAUCAUUUAUCUUGUCCGAGUUCGACAGGAUUGUCAAUUCUGGCACAUUCCAAUUCUUGCUUACCUCCGCUCUUGCUAAAAAGCCGACAAUUGAAUUAAAGCCAUCAGCGGUAAAUGCAAUCGAUGAGCUGAGUCAGAAGAGAGAGGGAAGCGAUAUCAGUACUUGUGGCUUUGAGAUUGGCGAAAUUAACACCACCCACGUUCUGGUCGCCAACAAGUUCUGCUGGGUAAGGCCACAUCUUAUGCUCAUAACCUCUGAUGGCUAUCAAAGGCAAUAUGAGAGUCUCAAUCUCGACGAUAUCAAAUCUGCGUGGUUUCUUUUGUCAGCCUUAGACACAGACUACGUUGCUUUCUACAACUGUGGGCAGGAUGGAGGAUGCAGUCGAUUGCAUAAACACCUGCAGCUGAUUCCAACUCCUCCAAACCUCUUUGCGUCCUUUCUCGACGCAAAGGACGGCAAGCCAUCUCGAGUUCCGUUUGAAUGGUUUUAUUGCCGCUUGAAUCCCAAGGUUUCGACGCCAGAACGCUUACUGGAAAUCUACAAUCAUCUUCUCAAGAAGUCAACCAAGAAAGGGAAAGGUCUAUCUGAGAAUUUUGGCAUGGCUCCAUCUAACACUGCGUGUCUACACAAUUUUAUUCUCACAAGAUGUUGGAUGGUGGUGCUCCCCAGGCAACGCGCUGCUAUCAAUAAAGAAGCUUGGGUCAAUGCAAUCGGCAUGCUGGGAUAUAUAGCUGUUGCCACCCGGAAAGAGAUCGAUAACUGGAUACAGCUGGGGUUAACUGAUUCUUUACGGGAACUCGGAGUGGCCAAGCAAGAAGAAGCCUUAUAG
This is a messenger RNA of Aspergillus fumigatus Af293, 837 nucleotides long. RefSeq lists its product as uncharacterized. The record is from RefSeq and is a predicted model, not a curated record. Lineage: Eukaryota; Fungi; Ascomycota; Eurotiomycetes; Eurotiales; Aspergillaceae. Gene Ontology annotation, molecular function: ATP:ADP adenylyltransferase activity; ATP binding. Gene Ontology annotation, biological process: nucleotide metabolic process.